UGGCCCCAUGCAUCCCCAUCUGUAUGGUCGUUGUGUUGUGCUGCGAGGACAACGGACGGGGAUAAGUUUUUUGAUUCCCUUGUAUGUACAGGAUGCAUGAAACCUCCUGCAUAUGCAGAAGCUUUUGCAUGCAGAUGCCUUUGAUCUUUGCAAGAAGUUACCAUGCCUUUGCUUUUUCCCUCCUCCAGUCCUCUCCCUCCCCCUGUAUGCUGCUCCUGCUGCGGCUACUCCUAGCUCACACACAUGGCUUUUCCUUUCGUCCACCUCUAAAUCCACCUUUAUUCUCCCUCCCAUCCCAGAACUCACCCUUAAAAAGAAGCCGAUUCCCCCUCUGAUCCCUCAUCAAACACACACUCUCACAUCCACAUUCUUCCCUACACCCCUCUCUCUAACACACAGUAGUACACUUGAUCAUACUAUCUGAGAGUAAUAUACUAUAGAAGAUUUGCUUGUAGCAGCUACAGCCAAUACUGUAAGCUCCAACACAGACAAAUAUAGUUGCACUAUCUAGCUAGUGAUUCUAGUACAACCUCCGAAGCUUGGCUGCGCAGUAUGGCUUCUUCGCCGUCCGACCUAACCCUAGACUACAAGCCCAACGGCAACGCCGCCGCCUACGCAGUGACGAUCCCGAAGCCGCAGCAGGAGCCGCUCGUCGACGGCCACCAUCACCACCACCAUCUGACGACGGCGGAGCAGGCGACGCAGAAGCUCCGGGAGUUCCUCGCCCGCCUGGAGGAGGAGUGGCUCAAGAUCGACGCCUUUAAGCGCGAGCUCCCCCUCUGCAUGCAGCUCCUCAACCACGCCAUGGAGUCGUACAGGCAGCAGCUGGAGGCGUACCAGAUGGGGAGCCUGCAGGGCGCGCCGGCGAGGCCCCUGGUGCUCGAGGAGUUCAUGCCGCUCAAGAACAUCGGGAUCGACGCCGCCGCCGCCGACAAGAUGGGGAACCCGCCGUCGGAGAAGGCGAGCUGGAUGGAGUCGGCGCAGCUCUGGAACGGGCCCGCCGCGGCCACGGCGGCCGACAUGGCGGCGAAAGGGCCGCAGACGCCCAAGGAGAGCUCGGAGCACCCGCUCCCGAUCGACACGCUCUGCGCGCACGACGCCGCUGCGGCCGGGCAGCGCAACGGCGGCGGUGCGUUCCUCCCGUUCGCCAAGGACAAGACCGCGUCCGCCGCGGAAGGCGCGGCGCUGCCGGAGCUCGCCCUCGCGCCCGCGGACAAAGACGCGGGUGACGCCGAGAGGAAGCCGUACCUCGACGCCAGCAGCAACAACGGCGUCCUGGGCGCGCGGAGAGACGUAGUACAGAACGGCGUCAAGCCGGGGACGAACGCCCCGGAAGGGCAGCAGGCAGCCGCGACGCCGCCGCCGCAGACGCACCGCAAGGCGCGGCGGUGCUGGUCGCCGGAGCUGCACCGCCGCUUCGUCAAUGCCCUCCAGAUCCUCGGCGGCGCUCAAGUGGCGACCCCGAAGCAGAUCCGCGAGCUGAUGAAGGUGGAUGGAUUGACCAAUGAUGAGGUGAAAAGCCAUCUCCAGAAGUACAGGCUGCACACACGGCGGCCGAUGCCGGCGCCGCCCGCGCCGGCGACCGCGGCGCCACAGCUAGUGGUCCUCGGCGGCAUCUGGGUCCCGCCGGAGUACGCGACGCAGGCGGCGGGCCAGGCCAUCUACGGCGCGCACCCGGCGACGCAGCCGCACUACACGGCGGCGGUGGCGGCGCAGGAGUACUACCCGUCCCCCGCCGCGGUGCACCACCUGCAGCACCACCCGGCGGCCGCCGCAGCCGCCAUGGUGCACCGUGCGGCCGCGGCACCGCAGCAGGCCGCGUACAAGGCGGCGGCGGCGGCAAUGGCGGGCUCGCCGCCGGGAUCGGAGGGGCGGGGCAGCGCCGGAGGAGGCAGUGUCGGCGGCGGCGGAGGCGGCAGGGAGAGGUCGGAGAGCAUCGAGGAGGAAGGCGAGGGCGAGGAGCGGGAAGAGGAUGACGACGACGACGACGACGACAUGGCGGCCGCCAAGGCCGACGGCGAGGAGGCCGCCGCCGGUGCCGGAGCCGGCGUCAAGUACUAAUUAAUAAUCAACAAAUUAAUUAGCGUGCGCUGCUACUCUAUCACCAUUAGCUAGCUUGUUAAUCGCCAUUUGGCUCCGGGGUUGUAAUGCAGCGCAUGUGCUGUAGCAUCGUCGGGAAAGUGAAUUUUUGUUCGCGCCCGCGCGGAGAACGGAAGCCGAUCGGCCUGAGCUCGCUCCACUCAGACAUGUGGUGGAGUGGAGAUGGUGGGCGGUGGGGAGAGUGUCCGAGAUUGUCUCAUUCGUGAUGUGAUGUGAUACAUGGGAGCGAGGGCCUAUCCUUUGCUUUUAGGGCUUGGCGUAUUUGGUCUCUGUGUUUUUAUGCCUUUUGUUUUUGUUUUGAACUAGUACUAGUAGUGGUACAUAUACUGUAUUUGCGGUGGAUCAGUAUUGUAAACUUGGUUGGAUCUUCUUGGAUCUAGAGAUAAUUGCAUUGGGGAAUGUGGACUCAAGUUUAAUGUGUGAU
Sorghum bicolor (sorghum) is the source of this 2524-nucleotide messenger RNA. RefSeq names its product transcription factor NIGTH1. Bases 553 to 2061 code for a protein of 502 amino acids. Gene Ontology annotation, biological process: regulation of DNA-templated transcription. The record is from RefSeq and is a predicted model, not a curated record. NCBI's taxonomy places the organism in Eukaryota, Viridiplantae, Streptophyta, Magnoliopsida, Poales, Poaceae. The transcript is spliced from 4 exons. Gene Ontology annotation, molecular function: DNA-binding transcription factor activity; DNA binding.